GAGGUUCCUCUUUCCUCAGCGCUGGCGUGGAUGCUCCCUUCUCUUGGCCUUUGGAGACUCUGUUGCUUUUUAAUGGCGGCGGCAGCUGCUGGGUGAGCGGCGCGAAACUGGACAGAGUUCAUCCCUUCAAGAGAGGGGCGCUUUCUCCCGACGUCAUCACCGCGGGAUUUUCCUUCUUUGCCCCUCCAUUCUUGAAGGGAGAAGAUGCCACUGCCAUUUGGAUUGAAAUUGAAACGCACCCGGCGCUACACGGUGUCCAGCAAGAGCUGCCUGGUUGCGCGGAUCCAGCUGCUCAAUAACGAGUUUGUGGAGUUCACAUUGUCUGUGGAGAGCACUGGCCAGGAGAGCCUGGAAGCUGUGGCCCAAAGACUGGAGCUGCGGGAGGUCACUUACUUCAGCCUCUGGUACUACAACAAGCAAAAUCAGCGCCGAUGGGUAGAUUUGGAGAAACCUUUGAAGAAGCAACUGGAUAAAUAUGCAUUGGAACCUACUGUCUAUUUUGGAGUGGUGUUUUAUGUGCCUUCAGUUUUACAGCUACAGCAGGAGAUUACCAGGUAUCAGUAUUACUUGCAGCUGAAGAAAGAUAUCUUGGAGGGAAACAUUCCUUGUACGUUGGAACAAGCGAUUCAGCUAGCAGGUUUAGCCGUUCAAGCUGAUUUUGGUGAUUUUGAUCAGUAUGAAUCCCAGGACUUUCUUCAAAAAUUUGCCUUGUUUCCUGUGGGAUGGUUACAAGAUGAAAAAGUAUUGGAAGAAGCAACCCAAAAAGUGGCCUUACUACAUCAAAAAUACAGAGGGCUCACGGCUCCUGAUGCUGAAAUGCUGUACAUGCAGGAGGUAGAGAGAAUGGAUGGCUAUGGAGAAGAGAGCUACCCUGCCAAGGACAGCCAAGGGAGUGACAUAGCCAUUGGAGCAUGUCUUGAAGGUAUCUUUGUGAAACACAAGAACGGAAGGCCUCCUGUGAUAUUUAGGUGGCAGGACAUUGCUAACAUGUCCCACAACAAGUCCUUUUUUGCAUUAGAGCUGGCAAAUAAAGAGGAGACCAUCCAGUUUCAAACUGAAGACAUGGAAACAGCAAAAUAUGUAUGGAGACUGUGUGUCGCUCGACACAAAUUUUACAGAUUAAACCAGUGUAACUUGCAAACUCAGACUAUCACAGUGAACCCAAUCAGGAGGAGGUCAUCUUCAAGGUUGUCUCUGCCUAAACCCCAGCCCUAUGUGAUGCCUCCCCCGCCCCAGCUGCAUUAUAAUGGACAUUAUACAGAGCCAUAUGCUUCUUCCCAAGAUAACCUCUUUGUGCCCAACCAGAAUGGAUAUUAUUGUCACUCCCAGACAAGUUUGGAUAGAGCCCAAAUUGACCUCAAUGGUCGAAUCCGUAAUGGUAGUGUCUACAGCGCACACAGCACCAGUUCCUUAAAUAACCCUCAAGCGUACUUGCAGCCCUCUCCUAUGUCCUCCAACCCGAGUAUUAGUGGAAGUGAUGUCAUGAGACCCGACUACAUCCCCACUCAUCGGCACAGUGCCCUGAUACCCCCGUCUUACCGCCCGACCCCAGACUACGAGACUGUGAUGAAGCAGCUCAACAGAGGCCUGGUGCAUGCCGAAAGGCAGAGCCACUCGCUGAGAAACCUCAACAUCGGCAAUUCCUAUGCAUACAGCAGGCCGGAUGCCCUGGUCUACAGCCAGCCUGAAAUUCGGGAGCACGCGCACUUCGCCUCUCCCCAGUCGGCCCACUACCCAUUCAAUUUGAACUACAGUUUCCACAGCCAGUCUCCCUACCCCUACCCUGCCGAGAGGCGGCCCGUGGUGGGCGCUGUCAGCGUGCCCGAGCUGACCAACGUGCAGCUCCAGGCGCAGGACUACCCGGCUCCCAACAUCAUGAAAACCCAGGUGUACCGCCCGCCGCCGCCCUACCCGUACCCAAGGCCGGCCAACAGCACCCCAGACCUGUCGCGCCACCUCUACAUAAGCAGUAGCAACCCGGAUCUCAUCACCAGGCGGGUCCACCACUCGGUGCAGACGUUCCAGGAGGACAGCUUGCCCGUGGCCCAUUCCCUGCAGGAGGUCAGCGAGCCCCUGACGGCCGCCCGGCAUGCCCAGCUGCAGAAGAGGAACAGCAUCGAGAUCGCGGGGCUCACGCACGGCCUGGAGGGACUGCGGCUCAAGGAGAGGACCAUGUCGGCCUCGGCCGCAGACGUGGCGCCGCGCACCCUUGCCGCGGGCCCCCAGCCCGGCGUCUUCGCUGAGCGGACUAAGCCCGACGAGCCCGAAGAGCAGGAAGGUGGGAGAUACGGCCACAAGAAGUCUCUCUCGGAUGCCACCAUGCUGAUACACAGCAGCGAGGAGGAGGAGGAGCUGGAGGAAGAUGGGGCGCGGGCCCUCCUGGCACGGCCUGAGCCCCGACCUGAGCCCCGGCAGCCCGCAGCCUACGCCCACGAGCCGCUGCCCGGCUGCCCCUGUGCGGCGGGCACCCCGCUGCCAGGGCCUCUGCAUAUUCACGAGCCCAAGCCCCACGGGGCAGAGGCGGAGCAGAGGGCGAGGGAAGGUGGCCACGUCCACGCAACCGUGGAAGCCCUGCGGCCCCGAAGGGACGGGCUGCUGACGCCCUCCAUGUCCGAGUCUGACCUGACCACAUCUGGGCGGUACCGAGCCAGGAGGGACUCUCUGAAGAAGAGGCCGGUGUCAGAUCUGCUCUCGGGGAAGAAGAACACUGUGCAAGGGCUCCCGCCCCUGGGGGGAAUGAAAAAGACUCGAGUAGAUACAAAAAAAAUUGGUCCCCUUAAAUUGGCUGCCCUCAAUGGACUCUCCUUGUCUCGAUUGCCUCUACCUGAUGAAGGAAAGGAAGUAUCCACCAGAGCGACAAAUGAUGAAAGGUGUAAAAUUCUGGAACAGCGGUUAGAACAGGGAAUGGUAUUCACAGAAUAUGAAAGAAUUCUUAAAAAACGACUAGUUGAUGGAGAGUGCUCAAUAGCCCGACUCCCGGAAAAUGCAGAAAGAAAUCGAUUCCAAGAUGUCCUUCCCUAUGAUGAUGCAAGAGUGGAGCUUGUCCCAACCAAGGAGAACAACACUGGUUACAUCAAUGCAUCACAUAUCAAGGUCUCUGUCAGUGGAAUUGAAUGGGAUUAUAUUGCCACACAGGGGCCAUUACAGAAUACCUGUCAGGAUUUUUGGCAGAUGGUAUGGGAACAGGGAAUUGCAAUUAUAGCAAUGGUGACAGCAGAAGAGGAAGGUGGAAGGGAGAAGAGCUUUAGAUAUUGGCCACGACUUGGUUCCAGGCACAACACUGUCACCUAUGGAAGAUUUAAGAUCACAACCCGGUUCCGCACAGACUCUGGCUGCUAUGCCACCACAGGCUUGAAGAUGAAGCACCUUCUCACGGGGCAAGAGAGGACAGUGUGGCAUCUCCAGUACACAGACUGGCCUGAGCAUGGCUGUCCUGAGGACCUCAAGGGAUUUUUGUCAUACCUUGAGGAGAUCCAAUCUGUUCGACGUCAUACAAAUAGUACAAGUGAACCAAAAAGCCCCAACCCUCCUCUGCUGGUCCACUGCAGUGCUGGGGUAGGAAGAACCGGUGUGGUCAUUUUGUCAGAGAUCAUGAUUGCUUGUCUGGAACACAAUGAGGUCCUGGACAUCCCGAGAGUGCUGGACAUGCUGAGGCAACAGAGAAUGAUGCUGGUGCAGACCCUCUGCCAGUACACGUUUGUGUACAGAGUUCUCAUUCAGUUCCUGAAAAGCUCCAGGCUCAUCUAA
Molecule: messenger RNA, 3747 nt
Organism: Marmota flaviventris (yellow-bellied marmot)
Lineage: Eukaryota; Metazoa; Chordata; Mammalia; Rodentia; Sciuridae
Gene: Ptpn21
Product: protein tyrosine phosphatase non-receptor type 21
Biological process (GO): protein dephosphorylation
Cellular component (GO): cytoskeleton; cytoplasm
Molecular function (GO): protein tyrosine phosphatase activity
Source: RefSeq, a predicted model, not a curated record